UAAGUCUACGGACCAACACAGUGUUCAUCACAUUACAGCGAUAUUUUAACGGUGUUGACAGAGAUUAAUUUGUCAUCAUUUUUUAAGUUAGCACAAAGCUAACAUCAGCGUUACCUUGCUCUAACCAUGUCUGCUUCGACUGGAUGCUCCCCAUCGGGCCAGCACUCGGGCCUUGUCCCCAGUAUGUCCAUGUUUCGAUGGCUAGAAGUGCUGGAGAAGGAAUUUGAUAAGGCUUUCGUGGAUGUGGAUCUGUUGCUUGGAGAAAUAGAUCCAGAUCAAGUGGAUAUAACGUAUGAGGGUCGGCAGAAGAUGACCAGCCUCAGCUCUUGUUUCGCUCAGCUCUGUCAUAAAACUCAGACUGUCUUCCAGCUCAACCAUAAACUAGAGGCUCAGCUGGUAGACUUGCGCUCAGAGUUGACCGAAGCUAAAGCUGCACGGGUGGUGGCAGAAAGGGAGGUCCAUGACUUGCUCCUGCAGCUUCAUGCUCUCCAACUGCAGCUUCAUGUCAAGCAAGGCCAAGCUGAGGAGUCGGAUAGCAUCAAAGAUAAACUGGAACAGGAGCUCGAGGCCAGUAAGAAGGAGAAAUUAGCAGAGGCAAAAAUGGAGGCAGAAACCAGACUAUAUAAGAAAGAAAACGAGGCCCUUCGCAGGCACAUGGCAGUACUGCAGGCCGAAGUCUAUGGUGCCAGACUGGCUGCUAAAUACUUGGACAAGGAACUGGCUGGCAGGGUGCAGCAGAUACAGUUACUGGGUCGUGACAUGAAAGGGCCAGCACAUGACAAGCUCUGGAAUCAACUGGAGGCAGAAAUUCACCUUCACCGCCAUAAAACUGUGAUCCGAGCAUGUAGAGGUCGAAGUGACCCAAAGAGACCUCUUCCCUCUCCUGUGGGACAUGAUCCAGACAUGCUGAAGAAAACCCAGGGAGUUGGCCCUAUCCGAAAGGUUGUGCUGGUCAAAGAGGAUCAUGAGGGUCUAGGAAUUUCCAUUACAGGUGGGAAGGAGCACGGCGUUCCCAUUUUAAUUUCAGAGAUCCAUCCCAGUCAGCCCGCAGACAGAUGUGGAGGGCUGCAUGUUGGAGAUGCCAUCCUUGCUGUCAACAGCAUCAAUUUGCGAGAUGCCAAACAUAAGGAAGCUGUCACCAUUCUCUCUCAGCAGCGAGGACAGAUAGAGUUCGAGGUCGUGUAUGUGGCUCCUGAAGUGGACAGCGAUGAUGAGAAUGUGGAGUACGAGGAUGACAGCGGCCAUCGCUACAGACUCUACCUAGAUGAACUGGAUGACAGCAUCACAGCACCACCUAACAACCGUUCAGCAUCACUUCAAGCACUGGAGAAGUUAUCACUGAGCAAUGGAGCAGAGUCUGGAGAUACUGGGAUGUCCAGUGAGACACCUUCAGGGGAAACUCCUUCAAAGCCACCAGAAACUGACUGCUCUUCCUAGAAGCUGCUGGAAUGUGGAAAGGAAAAGAACUGAAAUGAAAUUCAGUGACAAUCCUGUGAAAAGGGGAACAUCUGUUUUCCCUUUUCUCCUUGGAGUGAUGUAAUUUUCUGGUCAUGCAACAAUGAUUUUUGGGUUUUAAAGUCCAUAUUCUUAAAGUGGAGGUAUGUGCAGAAGGGAGUGAUGCUGGACUCUGAUAAACUUGGUGAUAUACAGGAUAAUAAUGCAGGUGAUGGAUGUCACCAAGUUAUCGUGGAGGUGUUUAGUGGAGACACUUGUUUUGCUUUACUUUGUAUAGUUACUCCUCAAAGAAUCUGUUACCAAACUUCUCAGAUCUAAUCCGUUCAUGUUCAUCCAAAUGAGAUGUUAAAGAAUAACUUUAUAUACGAUUAUCCCACCCGAAUAUUUUAACACGACUAUGUUACAAAAAUAACACUUUGUAAUUGAAUACAAUUCUUUGGGUUCCCUGUUGAUUUGUCUAUCGCUGUUCUUUAUAUUUCAUUAUUGCUUCUGUUGUGCCACAUGUACUUUAUAAGGUGUUCCUCACAAUGUAAUAAAAUACAACAAACUUGCAAA
Pundamilia nyererei is the source of this 2010-nucleotide messenger RNA. RefSeq names its product golgi-associated PDZ and coiled-coil motif containing (gene gopc). The transcript has 8 exons. Lineage: Eukaryota; Metazoa; Chordata; Actinopteri; Cichliformes; Cichlidae. Gene Ontology annotation, biological process: negative regulation of protein localization to cell surface. Gene Ontology annotation, cellular component: trans-Golgi network transport vesicle; membrane; Golgi apparatus. Gene Ontology annotation, molecular function: transmembrane transporter binding. Bases 127 to 1437 code for a protein of 436 amino acids. The record is from RefSeq and is a predicted model, not a curated record.